Glarea lozoyensis ATCC 20868 is the source of this 687-nucleotide messenger RNA. RefSeq lists its product as uncharacterized. The record is from RefSeq and is a predicted model, not a curated record. The transcript is spliced from 3 exons. Bases 1 to 687 code for a protein of 228 amino acids. NCBI's taxonomy places the organism in Eukaryota, Fungi, Ascomycota, Leotiomycetes, Helotiales, Helotiaceae.
AUGGAACGUGGAUUCAGACUGGGCGAUCUACCGCCGGAAAUACGCGUGAUUAUAUUGGGAUUUGCGGAUCUCGAAUGGAAGACGAGGAAAAGGCAUCCUUUCGCAAUGGUAGCGCGGACGAUGCCGCCGCUGAUCGAGGCGCUGAGGGGGUGGUGGAAGAGAGAUGUGUAUUUUGAGGCACUCAAGAUCUUCUAUGAACGUGCGGUUCUUCCAUUCGAAAAGCAAGGUAUAAAAUCUCGAGAUCAAAAUUGGUUCCGCAAAAUCAGUGCAAGAACCGGCAAACCUCGCUCCCGACGCUCGCCCGUCCUCCCCUCGCUCGAAGAAUUGCACAUCUCCCCCAACCCCCGCGACUACGCCGACCACCCUAACCUUUUCGCCGCCGACAUCUUCCUCCACUUCCUGGCUGGUACGCGACUCAAGCGGCUGCAGGUCGACAUGUAUUUUCCUACCGUGAAAUGUCGUGCUCGUAGGACGUGUUUGUACUGCAAGAUCUCCACGCGACAGCACUUAGAAAAUGUUCACGUGGGCUUUGUUCGGAAAUGUAGCUUGGCGGAGGGCGUGCGGAGUUUUACGAGGAAAUCGGGGAUCGUGGAGGGGAACUCGACGCUCGAAGUUUAUUCGUGGAUAUGGACUGCGAAGGAGGGGGAGAGAAUGGAUUGGGAGAAGGCCAGGAUGGCGCUGGGUUGA